AUGUGGCCGGAAAACUUCAUCCCGAACAAACGAUCGUGUAUUUUGGAUGCGCUCGAGUGGCGCAACAUGGUGACGCUUGUAUUUUUGCAAUCAACUUCUGGGCGGCGACAAAAAUUGCCUCCGAAUGGCACAAGAAUGGAUUCAGGAGAGCUGGACAACGUAAGCGGUGUUAUUUCUUGUGAAGAAAAACAAUGCCCUCCACCAAGCACUUGUGUUCUUGGAUCAGUUCUGUGUCCAUUUGGUUCCAUUCCGAUUUGUCUGCUGUAUCCCACAGAAUGCAUACGUACUGACGGCACGGUACAGAUUGAUAUGUCCGGCGAUGAAGCAUGGGACGCAAUCGGAGAUUAUCCCGAGGGAUCAGGUGGCUGUCCGACCAAUAUGUACAGUUCUACUUGUGGAUUUAUUUGUCCACGCGAAUGCAGAGAAGAGCAAGCCUGCUUCGAUAUUGUAUGUUCGGAUGUAGAGAGAUGUUUCUGCAACUCUGGACAUAUACCUUUAAACACAAGUGAUUUGAGCGUUGGUUGCACGCCUGGAGAAUGUUCAAGCUCCACGAAUCGAACUAUUACGAUUUGA
This is a messenger RNA of Cylicocyclus nassatus, 573 nucleotides long. The record is from the annotation of a GenBank genome assembly. NCBI's taxonomy places the organism in Eukaryota, Metazoa, Nematoda, Chromadorea, Rhabditida, Strongylidae.